UAGCGCGCGCGGGGCGCCUUUGUCCGGCACAGGCGGCGGGGCCGGAGCGGCCGGAGCGCGGCCGAGUCCCGUGUCCGGUGUCUGUCCGUCUGUCCGUGCCCUCUGUCCGGCCCUGUCCCCGUGAUGACUCUGGAGGAGCUGCCCGGGGAGCGCCGCGCCGCCGGGAGGAUGGAGCAGGCGGGGGACGCGCUCGAGGAGGUGCUGAGCAAGGCGCUGAGCCAGCGGAGCCUCACCCUCGGCGUCUACGAGGCGGCCAAGCUGCUCAACGUGGACCCCGAUAACGUGGUGCUGUGCCUGCUGGCGGCCGAGGAGGAGGARGCGGGGGACGCGGCGCUGCAGAUCCACUUCACUCUGCUGCGGGCCUUCUGCUGCGAGAACGACAUCAACAUCCUGCGCGUCAGCAACCCGGCUCGCCUGGCGCAGCUGCUGCUGCCCGCCGCGGGCCCCGACCCGCCCGCAGACCUGCACUGCGUGCUCGUCACGAACCCGCAGGCUUCGCAGUGGAAGGAUCCAGCGCUGAGUCAGCUGAUGUGUUUCUGCCGGGAGAGCCGGUACCUGGACCAGUGGGUGCCGGUGAUCAACCUCCCGGAGCGGUGACCCCGAGCCCAGCCCCGUCCCGCUGGAGUGGUGCAAGACUUUCGCAGUUGCUCAGGAAGGAACUCCCUGCCCCGGCUCCAGGAUUCCGGGGCGGGCGGGGGGGGAGGAAAAUUUAAACCCAACAACAAAAAAAUAUAUAUAUAAAAAAAAUAAUAAAGCUAAAACAUCCGGGGGGUGGGGUUUGGCUGCAGUGGAGCGAUGCUGAGCGUGGAAACCCCGGAAAGCGGCGCCUGUGGAGGGAUGAGCCCAACCCGAGGUGCCCCCCCAGAGCUCCCCUCACUCUUUCUGUCCUUAAGUGCCACUUAAAGUUCCUGCUUUAAACACCUUAAUGAGCAAACGAGGUUAAUCGAGGCCUUUUGCCGGCAAUGUUGUAUUUUUGGGAUGUUAAUUCUCACGUUUUUAUGCURAGAUAUAUAAUAAUAAUAAGUUAUUUUCUGAUAUUGAUGGAAAAAUUAUUUAUACUUGGAGGUYUGAGAACCGAAGUGCCCUCAAGCAGUUGGUCUGCAACCACGAAAUCUUCUCCCAGUUGGCUGCAAAAGCAGCGGCGUUAAUAUAAUUGUUUGAAAUUCGAGUGUUUUUUUGGGGUUUUGGUGUUCUUGUUUUGUGUUUUCUUUUUUUUUGAAAUAAAGUGUAAAAUCCAACCUUUG
Messenger RNA from Malurus melanocephalus (red-backed fairy wren), 1244 nucleotides. It is a transcript of the gene GADD45A, whose product is annotated as growth arrest and DNA damage inducible alpha. Bases 124 to 597 code for a protein of 157 amino acids. Gene Ontology annotation, biological process: regulation of cell cycle. The record is from RefSeq and is a predicted model, not a curated record. Gene Ontology annotation, cellular component: nucleus; cytoplasm. The transcript is spliced from 4 exons. NCBI's taxonomy places the organism in Eukaryota, Metazoa, Chordata, Aves, Passeriformes, Maluridae.